AUGGGGAAAACAUUCAACUGGUUUCGCAGCCUCUUCGGCCUCCUCAAAGUUGAGGAAAACCCGAAACAAGAGCAGCAGCAACAGCAGCAGCAACAGCAGCAGCAACAGCAGCAACAGCAGCAGCAACAGCAGCAGCCAAAGACAGGUUGGCGAUUCGGCAAAUCACGUCGAGAAUCGCAGAAGGUUGCAACCUCCGGCGUUGAUACUAAGAAGCAUGCUAUUGUCACUGAAGGAAUCGCAAGAGCUGCCGUUUCAACCGCUCAAGAGACUGUCGCAAUGGUGAGUCUGACAAACAGAAGGAUGCUAAAAGGGAUUCGAGAAUAUGCGGCUGUUAAGAUUCAAUCCUAUUUUCGCAGUUAUCUGUUAGGCAACAACAUCGGCAGUCAGAGUUUAAGCACUUCAAACGAUUCAACCGCACAAGAUCGUGUAAUUCCGAGCCCAUCUGCUGGCGAAAUCCAAUCGGUUGAUCAUUACAAAACGAAAGAGACUCCUUUCUUCACGCCAAGUAAUAGCCCAAUGAUGAUGUGUAAUUCAAGAAGCGAAUAUGGAGAGUCUAGCCACCACUCGAGUUACAUGGCAUAUACGGAGUCUUCUAAAACUAAGAUUAGAUCUCUUAGUGCACCAAAACAGAUGAUUACUAACCAGUUGGAGAGGUUGGGUUCAACAAAGAGGCAUUUGGAUUAUGGAUCAUCUUCACCUUCUCCUUAUGCCAACUUUGCAAACAAACUUUACCCUGGUUCAGUUCUCUCUUCUUUGAAAUUAUCAAUUUCCAUCAUGGGGAAAACAUUCAACUGGUUUCGCAGCCUCUUCGGCCUCCUCAAAGUUGAGGAAAACCCGAAACAAGAGCAGCAGCAACAGCAGCAGCAACAGCAGCAGCAACAGCAGCAACAGCAGCAGCAACAGCAGCAGCCAAAGACAGGUUGGCGAUUCGGCAAAUCACGUCGAGAAUCGCAGAAGGUUGCAACCUCCGGCGUUGAUACUAAGAAGCAUGCUAUUGUCACUGAAGGAAUCGCAAGAGCUGCCGUUUCAACCGCUCAAGAGACUGUCGCAAUGGUGAGUCUGACAAACAGAAGGAUGCUAAAAGGGAUUCGAGAAUAUGCGGCUGUUAAGAUUCAAUCCUAUUUUCGCAGUUAUCUGGCGAGAAAGGCAUUACGUGCGUUAAAAGGACUAGUGAAGCUGCAGGCAAUGGUAAGAGGUUACAUCAUUAGGAAGAGAACCAAGCAUAUGAUAGUGCAGUUUCACUCUUUGAUUCGCAUCCAAGAUCGUGCCAGCUUGACACGAGCCCAAGCUUCUCAAUUGCCUCGUAGUUCUCUCGCCAAACUUGCAAAAUCAAAGAGUGGGCGUUUUCAAAUGAUGAACGGGUUGAAAUCUAUUGUUCGUCGAGCAAGCGAUCUGGACAAUGUAGUGAAUCAUAGGAAAUGGAACUCUCUCGUGAAUUGCUUCACCCAAGCUGAUAACAUAGAAGAUGUUGCAGACCACAGUACACCGGGAACAGAAUUCACACAACAGUUAGGCAACAACAACAUCGGCAGUCAGAGUUUCAGCCCUUCAAACGAUUCAACCGCACAAGAUCGUGUAAUUCCGAGCCCAUCUGCUGGCGAAAUCCAAUCGGUUGAUCAUUACAAAACGAAAGAGACUCCUUUCUUCACGCCAAGUAAUAGCCCAAUGAUGAUGUCAAGAAGCGAACAUGGCGAGUCUAGCCACCACCCGAGUUACAUGGCGUAUACCGAGUCUUCUAAAGCUAAGAUUAGAUCUCUUAGUGCACCAAAACAGAGGAUUACUAACCAGUUAGAGAGGAUGGGUUCAACAAAGAGGCAUUUGGAUUAUGGAUCAGCUUCGCCUUCACCUUCACCUUCUCCUUAUGCCAACUUUGCAAACAAACUUUACCCUGGUUCGGGUCGGAUGGAUAAAGUCAAUGUGCCCGGUCUCCUAUUUGAUCCCAAGUAGAAAUAAUUGGUAUGUCUUUGUUUGGUCAUUUUGCUAGCAAACCAUGUUUUUUUAUUGUUG
This is a messenger RNA of Impatiens glandulifera, 2007 nucleotides long. Its product is annotated as protein IQ-DOMAIN 22-like. Bases 1 to 1947 code for a protein of 648 amino acids. Lineage: Eukaryota; Viridiplantae; Streptophyta; Magnoliopsida; Ericales; Balsaminaceae. The transcript has 5 exons. The record is from RefSeq and is a predicted model, not a curated record. Gene Ontology annotation, molecular function: protein binding.